AUGUCCUCCUGGAAGGAGAUGGGCUUUGUGCUCGACCUGCUGCUGCUGCGGCUGCUGUUGCAUGCAGCCCCUGCAGCAGCAGGAGCAGCAGCUGCGGCGGCUGCUCCUGUCGCCGCAGGCUCGUGCCGUACUGGUGUAGCAGCAGAGAGCAGCAAAGACUCAUUGUGGGGCCCCUCCCUUACAAACCGGGCCGGCAAGGGGAUUACCAGUGACCCCGCAACAGCAGCAACAGCAACAACAGCAGCAAUAGCAGCAGCAGCAGUAGCAGACGCAGCGGCAUUAGCCGCUGCAGCAUCUGCAGCAACAUGUCCGCCACAUAGGCAUCACAGCAGCAGCGGUGGCAGCAGCAGCAAUACUCCCUACAACAGCAACAGGGGCGGACACCGAAGCAGCAGCAACAGCAGCAGCAGAAGCAGCAACAGCAGCAGCAGCAGCAACGGUGGCGACUCUGCCACGGCUCCAAGAGACAGAGACCACUGCAGCAGCAGACGCCUCUCUCUCAACAGCUACCGUGAGCAGCAGCAGCAGCAGCAGCAUGUCUUGCUGCGCCCUCGUGAGGGGCCACGAGAUAGUUCAUGGGAGGCCUCUCGGGUGUCUCUGCAUGCGGCCUUUAUGCACCAUCGUCUGCAGCAGAUGCAGCAGCAGGACUCUCCUGACAAACAGCAGCAGCAACAGCAACAGCACCAGCAGCGGACACCUCGUCCUGUGCAGCUAAACCCUCAUCCUAGGGCAGGUUGGCCACCGGAAGGCCCCCGCCCUCGUGUGCUGCUGCAGCCGAGGCAGCAGCCGCCGCUGCUGCCGCUGCCGGUGCCGCUGCUGCAACGGCAGCAGCAGCAGCAGCAGCAGCAGCAUUUGGGGAGACAGGUAACAGUUGUGCUGCAGGAGAGAAGACAUCCGAGGGUGCUGCUGAGGGCAAGAAGCGACUCCUUGGAGCAGCAGCAGCAGGAGGAGAUCCCCCACAGCAGCAAAAGGCCACAUGGAGACGCUGCUGCUUCGGAGGCCUGGGAGCUGUCCGAGAGGAGCCCCAAACAACAAAGAUGCAGCAGCAACAGCAGCAGCAGCAACAGCAACAGCAACAGCAGCAACAGCAGCAGCAGCAACCCAGGAAGUAUCAAGAUCAUCGCCGCCUCGGAAAGACGCGCUGUCUUAUCUGCGGCGCCACACACCAGCCAAGAGCUGCAGCAGAAGCAGCAGCAGCAGCAGCAGCAGCAGCAGCAGCCUGGCAUGCAGAAGGAAAGCAAUUCCUCUGCAACAACUCUAAAGACGUCCAAUUUAACAGGUCCGUCGGAGACACGUGUGGGGGUUCUUGCUGCUGUCUUAAGAAAAUCCAGCAGCAGCGAGAAGCAUGUCGUUCGGUUGCUGCCUCGCAGUGCAUCAGGAGCAGCAGGACAAGCUGCUGCUGCUCCUGUCCCUGUUGCAGCAGAAGCAGCAGCAGCUGCUGCUGCUGCUGCCCCCCCAGCAAAUGUGCUCGGGUCUUCUCUUUCCUCACACAUGCCACAUCCCCCCGUACUCCUAGCUCCUCGUGCAGCAGCCCCUACUGCUGCUGUUGCUGCAGCUUCUCCUGGUCCUGCUGCUGCUGCUGCUAGCAACCCCUGCCUCGUGUACUCGUCCUCCCCCUUUGCCUCUUGGAGGCAGCAGCAACGCACCAAGGGGAAUACGCAGCAGGAGCACGAGCAGCAACAGAACCAGAAGCACCAGGAGCAGCAGCAGGAAGCCAAGACAUCAGGGGCCGCAGCAGCAACUCGUGACUACAGCAGCAGGCACUCUGCGCAAACCUCACCGCCCCGGCAGCAGCGGCUGCAGGAGCAGCAGCAGCAACAACAAAAGCAGCAGCAGCAGCCGAGGGAGGUACCACAGCAGCGCAUGCGAGGAUGGGCGGAUUCACCGAUAAGCGCUGCGCCACGCAUCGAGAGGCAGCAGCAGCAUAAGCAGCAGCAGCAGCAGCCACGGCAGUUCGAUCAUAAGCAGCAGGAAUACUCAGAUGAUGCUAGCAAGCGAGGGCAGAUGCAGCACCUGCAUCAACAGCAGCAGCUGCAGCAGAGCUCGAGGUCUGGCGGCAGCGUCGUCUUAAGCUCAACCCGCAGCAGCUGCUGCAGCGAGCAGCAGCUGCAGCAUGACGGACAGAGGAAGCAGCUGCCACAGCAGGUGCAGAAACAGCAGCGGCAGCAACAGCACGACAAGCAGCAGCAAGAAAGAUACCAUGCACGGCGAGACUACCAGAGGCAGGACGACCCUUGCGAGGCACCCGAGCAACAGCAGCGGCGACUGCAGCAGCAGCAGCAGAGGGGAGAACAGCAAAUGCUAAUACAGCCAAGGUCCCGUUAUCACCACUCCAGUUACCGCCCCUGGCAAGAAGAGCAGCAGCAGCUGCAGCACGAGCAGCAGCUGCAGAGCCAGCAGCAGCAUCAGGAGCAGCGGCAUUAUCAGCAGCGGCAUCAGCAGCAGAGGUAUCAGCAGCACCAGCAGCAGCAGCAACAGCAUCAGCAGCAGCGCCUCCGCAGCCCCGAAUGGCGUGAAGAUGCAGCAGGUGACUACCGCCAGAUGCAGCAGCAGCACAUGCAGCAGCAGCACAUGCAGCAGCAGCAGCUGCAGCAGCCGCAUCUGCAGGAGUAUCGUCAUCAGCAGCAGCCACGGGGGACAUAUGAGAGACAGCAGCAGCAGCAGCAGCAGCAUUGGAGACACGAAGAAGAGGAUCGCUACAGCAGCAGAGUAGUGCUGCCUGACAGCCGCUCAGUGUCUCCUUUCAGCAGCAGACCCCCAAGCCAAUAUAGAGACAGCUGGCGCAGCCAGCAGCAGCCGCAGCAGCCGCAGCAGCAGCAGCAGCAGCGGCACCGGCAGCAGCACCAUCGACAGGAGCGCAGCGAGGAGCGCUUUUACGACUAUCAGCAGCGGCAGCGGUGGCCUCGGCACCAGGAACACGAACUGCAGCAGCAGCAGCAGCAGCAGCAGCAGCAGCAGCAGCAGCACCUGCAGCAGCAGCACCUGCAGCAGCAGCACCUGCAGCAGCAGCAGCACGACUCCCGCAGAUCCAGGCCGUCACCUCCCCACCACUUUCAUGUUCCUUCCCCUGAACACAGCAGCAGCAACAUGGGCUACCGCAUGCAGCAGCAGCAGCAUCAGCGGGGUCGCAUGCAUUCACGAGAGGAGCAAUGGGAGCACCGCAGCAGCCGUCGCUACCCGUAUCCUGCUGCUGCUUAUAGAGAUUCCCCUGCUGCAGAAGCAGCAGAAGAAGCAGCAGCAGCAGCAGCACGAUAUCGCAGAGUAUCGGAGAGGGACUUCCGUAAUCAUUCUCCGCCUAACAGAGGCCGCUACAUGCAUGCAUAUGAUUGUCCUCCUCCAGCAGCAGCAGCUGCUGCUGCUGCUGCUCAGCACCGGUCCCCCCGCCACUCCCGCUACUGCAGCCGCAGCAACAGCAGCAGCAGCAGCAGGCGGAGUUUUGAGCACUCCCGCAGCAGGUCAGCUGCUGCGUACCGCUGA
Eimeria maxima is the source of this 3477-nucleotide messenger RNA. RefSeq lists its product as hypothetical. Bases 1 to 3477 code for a protein of 1158 amino acids. The transcript is spliced from 5 exons. Lineage: Eukaryota; Apicomplexa; Conoidasida; Eucoccidiorida; Eimeriidae. The record is from RefSeq and is a predicted model, not a curated record.